AUUCUGCCUUCACGUUUUUCUUUUUCCGUCUUUUGCUUAUCCAAAUAUUAUUUUUCUUCUCAUUUGUCGACAUUAACUAAACUUAAUUUUAUAUUUCAUUGUUUUUAUUCUUUAUUUAUAAAAAUGCAAUUGAACACUCGCCUCGACCAGAGCUUGGACGACAUUAUUAGAGAGAACCGCAAGCAGCAGCCGAAGCCUGCUACGGCCCCUGCCAAGGCUGCGGCCAAGCCCAGGAUCAAGAAGGCGACGGGAAUAGCGAAGAGGCUUACUGUAACCAGCACAGGAGGUGCAGCAAACAAGCCGACAAGGCGUGUCAAUAAUAAGGUGGCUGCAAUCAAGACGUCUUCGCUGUCAAACAGGGCAAACAAGAGUGGAAUAACCUCGCGGCUCGGGACUUCAGCGACGUCGGGCGUCAGAGGCCGGGUGGCAUCGGGCAGAAUAGGGGCGCAGGCCGGGCGUGUUGGAAAGGCCGGGCGUGUCACCGAGCUGGCCACUCGCGGUAAGGCGCCCGCACUGGACAGAAAUAAGUCAGCAGCAGCCAUAGCCCUGCGGCAGCGAAUUGCCAAGGUGGCCGAGGCGCCCAAGAGGGGCGAGGCCGGACCAGCGACUAUUUUCAUUUCAAACCUUGACACGGAGGCAUCGGCGGAGGACGUCAAGACGUGUUUCAAGCAGUUUGGCGCUAUUAAGAACAGCACCCUUUUGUACGACCGUAAUGGGAAGGCGUCUGGACAUGCAGAGGUGACUUUUGCUGCGAAGACGGCGGCUGAGGAGGCGGCGGGGAAGCUCGAUAAUGUGCUGGCUGAUGGCCGCCGGCUGUCUGUUAGGGUGAUGCCAGUUGCGGCGACGGCCAGGGCGGCUGGUGCGCAUACGCAUACGAGUGGGAAUGCGCAGCUCGGCGGCGGCGCGUCAUCUGGGUCUGCUGGUGCUGGCCGCAAGUCUGGCCGCAAGUUCCAGAGGCGGGGCCCCGGCAACAGGAUGGAUAUCGACUGAGUAUGUCUGUCGGUUCUUCUGUUUUUUUAUCUCUCUCUUCUUUUCUUUUUGCAUUCCUGCGAGCAUCUGGGAGGCGUGUGCGCACGAAAGUGACAGCUCGGCUAGGAUUUCCUUUCUUUCGUAUCGAAUAAAUGUGCUUAACAUGGGAUCUGAUACAAGCCAUUGUUGAUGCCAGAGUUGAUGUUGGUUUCAACGUUGUCCUUGAUCUUAAAUUUGAUUUUAGCUUUUAGUUUUGUAAAACUUUGAUAUUUUGUAUGAUUGUGAUAGAAAUGUGUGGUUGGUGUGUCUGGCGGGUGACAAAGAACGCGCGUACGGAGAAAAACCGCUUGUACUAAUAUAUCCGCCGAAUUCAAUUUAGCAUCUCUUGUCCAGAAAGACGAGACUCACAGAGGCAAAGAGCUUCGCUCCUUACUAGAGUGCUAUAAUCGUACGCUCCGGUUAAGAAGCGCA
This is a messenger RNA of Kickxella alabastrina, 1440 nucleotides long. RefSeq lists its product as uncharacterized. The coding region runs from base 124 to 990 and encodes 288 amino acids. The record is from RefSeq and is a predicted model, not a curated record. NCBI's taxonomy places the organism in Eukaryota, Fungi, Kickxellomycota, Kickxellomycetes, Kickxellales, Kickxellaceae. Gene Ontology annotation, molecular function: mRNA binding. Gene Ontology annotation, cellular component: nucleus. The transcript is spliced from 4 exons. Gene Ontology annotation, biological process: mRNA export from nucleus.